AUGGACGGGAGAGAAGCAAUGUCAUUUCCUUCUCACUACUAUCUUCCAAGAGGAGCCUUCACGAAUCUCUCACCUUCCCAGGUCGCGAGUGGACUCCACGCGCCGCCGCCGGGAAUGAGGCCGAUGUCUAACCCCAACGUUCAUCACCCUCAGGCUAACAAUCCGGGGCCUCAUUUCUCCAUGGCCGACCACAGACACUCUGAUUUCGGACACGGCAUUCACAUGGGGAUGGCUUCUUCUGCGGCGGUGCAGCCGCCUCCUCUGCCGCAGCAGCCACCUCCGAUGGAGCAGCCGUUGGUUAAGAAGAAACGUGGAAGGCCGAGGAAGUAUGCUCCUGAUGGACAAGUCUCUUUAAGGCUUUCUCCUGUGGCUUGUUCUUCUGCUGGUAGUAAUAAAGCUAAGGACUCUUCUGCAGUGACUGAUCCUAAUGCUCCUAAGCGAGCCAGAGGUCGUCCUCCUGGAACUGGAAGGAAGCAACGUUUAGCUAAUCUUGGUGAGUGGAUGAACACUUCAGCUGGAUUUGCCUUUGCACCUCAUGUCAUCAGUGUUGGAGCAGGAGAAGAUAUUGUUUCAAAAGUAAUGUCAUUUUCACAGCAAAGACCACGAGCUCUUUGUAUAAUGUCAGGCACUGGAACAGUUUCUUCAGUCACUCUACGUCAACCCGCUACAACAGAGCCUUCUUUGACAUAUGAGGGACGUUUUGAGAUACUAAGUUUAGGGGGAUCUUAUUUGGUGAAUGAAGAAGGUGGAUCCAAAAGUCGAACCGGCGGUUUGAGUGUGUCCCUUUCUGGUCCUGAAGGUCAUGUUAUUGGCGGUGGGAUUGGAAUGCUUAUCGCAGCCAGCCUCGUUCAGGUGGUGGCUUGUAGUUUUGUAUAUGGUGGAGUCCCAAAGUCUAAUAAUAACAAUAACAAGACCAUCAAACAAGAAGGUGAACCAAAGGAAGAGCACAACGAUAGUGAAAUGGAGACAACACCGACUAAUCCAGAAGCAGCAGCAGAACAGGUGGCUCAGCAGACGCCACAGAACUUCUCAGGUCAGGGAAUGAGUGGAUGGCCCGGUUCAGGGGAAGGUUCAGUCUCAGGCUCAGGCAGAUCACUUGACUCUAGCAGAAACCUACUCACUGAUAUUGACUUGACUCGCGGAUGAUUCAGAACAUUAAUCUUUAUUCCUAUUUACUACACUACCUUCUUAGUUAUUGAAGCAGCAGCAGCAUGCAGAAUGUGAGUGCUGUAAAUAUCUUUGUUGUUGUAGAUUAUUUAUCAGGGAAUGUUAAACUAGAAAUCUCAGAGAACUGUGUUCCUUCUAACAUUGUUAUUGUAGCAAAACCCCUCCCUUGAGGUUAUUUAAGGAUAUUUUUAACUAUCUA
This is a messenger RNA of Brassica rapa (field mustard), 1366 nucleotides long. RefSeq names its product AT-hook motif nuclear-localized protein 5. Gene Ontology annotation, molecular function: minor groove of adenine-thymine-rich DNA binding. Lineage: Eukaryota; Viridiplantae; Streptophyta; Magnoliopsida; Brassicales; Brassicaceae. The record is from RefSeq and is a predicted model, not a curated record.